This is a messenger RNA of Trichophyton verrucosum HKI 0517, 1062 nucleotides long. RefSeq lists its product as uncharacterized. The transcript has 2 exons. NCBI's taxonomy places the organism in Eukaryota, Fungi, Ascomycota, Eurotiomycetes, Onygenales, Arthrodermataceae. Gene Ontology annotation, biological process: division septum assembly. The coding region runs from base 1 to 1062 and encodes 353 amino acids. Gene Ontology annotation, cellular component: division septum. The record is from RefSeq and is a predicted model, not a curated record.
AUGGUCACAAUAUGCCUCCAGCGAAGGGAGACGAUACAUCCCGCGGCCGAUUCAAUGACGAAGAGACACUUGGCUGCCCCGCGAAAGGACGUGACGGACAUCGUGGGCAAGGAGAUGCUCCUCUUUCGAUGCCCCAUGGGGCGAGAGUACGAAGAAAUAAUAGCUAUGGACCUCCCCUUUGUCCUUUUCAUACCAUUCGGUAGAGGCGGACAGGAAACCUCGAGACGGCUACCACCCGCGAGCUUGCAACUGGGCAGCCGAACUGCUGAGACAUACUACGAAUUAGUCGUGAUGGUGCAACAGGGCCAGGCAGAGCAGAGAAAGUACUCCUUCCCUGUCCCUAUGUCGAGAUACGAUACCUUAUCCACGUUUGGCAUGUACAAUCGACCGGAAGCGGCAGAGCGUGUGUCAGAUCAUCUUAUCACUCUCGGUAUAUCGUUACCUCGAUGGUCAUAUGGGCCUUUCGAUCCUGUCAGUGUAUAUGUGAAGCUGUCGCCCAACCCGGACUGGAUGAGCAAGGUUCGCAAAGUGACAAUACAGAAAAUUACCCUUUCAAUUGACGAGGAGAUAGUCUACAACCACGAAGGCGACGAACCGGUCCGCAAGGGAAAAACACUCGCCAAGCGAUCGGAGUCAGUCAAUCUAAAGAUGCCCGAAGCCGGAUACCUCACCAACCUCGGCCUCGUUUUCCCUGCAAGAGACUUGCGCGAUUCAGACGGCGUACUACCACGAGGGAAACCAGCAUUCCCAAGUUACGCCGUCAGCGCAUUUACAACCACCGCCUCUCUGUAUAAAAUAGAAUAUUAUUUGACAGUCAAGGCCCAUCUCACAUCAGCGAAGGACAUAGUCCUAAGACAACCCAUUGUUGUCUGUCCUCUAGACCACGCUGGUUGCAAGGAGGAAAUGGAGGCCAUUGAGCAGGCUGCGCGCGAGGCGAGAAACAUCAAUCCCGACAACCCUAUGCUUCCACUACCAACUAUCGUCCGCGCCAGUGAUCCCAACGCCCUCCGCUAUCUCAACGUCGCAAUCGUGGGAAAUACCAAGAAACCUAUAAUAGAAUAA